Mucor velutinosus is the source of this 1584-nucleotide messenger RNA. RefSeq lists its product as uncharacterized. Gene Ontology annotation, cellular component: cytoplasm; nucleus. Gene Ontology annotation, molecular function: protein serine/threonine kinase activity; ATP binding. The transcript is spliced from 4 exons. Gene Ontology annotation, biological process: protein phosphorylation. The record is from RefSeq and is a predicted model, not a curated record. The coding region runs from base 1 to 1584 and encodes 527 amino acids. NCBI's taxonomy places the organism in Eukaryota, Fungi, Mucoromycota, Mucoromycetes, Mucorales, Mucoraceae.
AUGAACACUGAGUUUACUGAACAACCUAGGGCAGGCGUCUUGCUCAUUCGAGUGUGUGAAGCAAGAGGCAUUACGCUGCCGCAAGGUGCACAGGUACCGAAUACAGGUCCUCUACCUGUUCUCCAACGUAGUAAAAGAGAAUCAUUUCAUAGAAAGCAAAAUUGGUGGCUACCCUAUGUUGUAUUGGAAUUUGAUAAAAAUGAAGUAUUGAUUGAUGCUCUUGGUGGUGACACAUCGAAUCCUGUAUACAACUACAGAGCCAAUUUUGAUGUCUCUUGUCAAUCCCUUGUUGCCAUAUCCAUCUACUUGCGACAACCACCAAAUCAAGAAACUGGAGGCGUACCUGCUGCCAGAACCGCCAACGAUCAUUUCUUGGGCACAGUCAAAUUUCAGCCCAAUUUCACAUCCACAGCCUUAGAAGAUCAAGUCUACAACAUUAUGGGAGGCACAGGAGCCAUGUUUGUUCAGUCAUGCUACACGCCUCACCAACAAACGACCAGCAUCUCAUUCCAAUCUUUUGAUCUGUUACGAGUGAUUGGACGAGGCAGCUUUGGAAAAGUGUACGUGGUGCGCAAAAAGGACACAAAUCGUAUCUACGCCAUGAAGGUUUUGCGAAAGUCUCGUAUCAUCUCACGCUCUGAAGUGACGCAUACAAUGGCAGAGAAGACGGUGCUGGCUCAAGUGAGAAAUCCGUUCAUUGUACCACUCAAGUUUGCAUUUCAGAGUCCCGACAAACUGUAUUUGGUAUUGGCGUUCAUUAAUGGUGGAGAGCUAUUUCAUCAUUUGCAAGUAGAAGGGAGGUUUCAUGAAGAAAGAGCAAGAUUCUAUACAGCGGAAUUGUUUUGUGCCUUGGAGUGCUUGCAUGGAUUCAAUGUGGUGUACCGAGACCUUAAACCAGAGAAUAUCCUGAUCGAUUAUAACGGUCAUAUUGCAUUGUGUGAUUUCGGUUUAUGUAAAUUAAACAUGACUGAUUCUGAACGAACAAAUACUUUUUGUGGAACACCAGAGUAUUUAGCACCAGAGCUGUUGUUAGGUCAAGGUUAUACCAAGAACGUCGACUGGUGGACAUUGGGUGUGCUAUUGUAUGAAAUGUUGACAGGAUUACCACCAUUCUACCACGAAAACACCGAUGAAAUGUACAGAAAGAUCCUCCGAGACCCACUUAUCUUUCCAGAUGACAUGUCAGAUGAAGCAUCCAGUUUCCUAACAGGCUUAUUGACUCGAGACCCAAACCAGCGUUUAGGAAAUCGAGGUACAGAUGAAAUUAGGCAUCAUCCGUUUUUUAGAUCCAUUGAUUGGACAAAGUUAAUGAGGAAACAAUUACAAGCACCAUUCAAGCCAUCUGUGGAGAACAUGUAUGACACCACCAAUUUUGACGAUGAAUUUACUUCAGAGCAACCUGUUGAAUCAGUCGCCGCUGAAGAAGAUUCUCAGAUAUCCAAGACGAUGCAAGAGCAGUUUAAAGGGUUCACUUACAAUCCAGAUGGCGCAAUGACUGAUAGUUACAAUAACCAUCAACAAGGCUCCAAUUUGUCCAUGUCACAGCAGCAACAACAAGCAUCACAAUUCUCGAGAUGGCAAUAA